ACCCGUCAUAUCGAAAUAAUCGAGAGACAAAUUCCUCUAGAUUAUUCAGUAUUUUCUUUAUUUUAAGUGGUAACAUGUUAACCCAAGCAUGCCACGCCAUUUAAGUCUAUAAAAUUUAACAUUUGAAUGUUCAGUUUCUGAAUUUCAAACAUAUUUGCAAUGAGACUAGUAGCGCUUUUGAUAUUAAUUAUACUUUUUUCGUUGACAAAUGGCACUCCUGAUAAGAAACCAUCACUAUCGGUGGUUUCUAUGGUACCACUACUGGAAAUGGAGAGAAAAUUAAUUAAUAACCUUGAGGAAUACGCAAUUGACUUGAAACAAAAACUGCAGAUUAUGGAAAGUCAAAUUGCAUCGAUGAGAGUGGAAAAUGGCAGGGGUUACGCUGAUCCUUUGACCUACGUGUCGAAUCCAUUAAAUGGACUUUCACUUAUCAGAAGGCUAAACAAAGAUUGGGAAAUGUGGCGAAGAUUUAUUCAAAAGCCAGUGGGUGUCCUGCAAAUGAAAGCACUAGACCUUUGGCUCAAGGAAUUGCCCACGGACUUGGAUCUUUAUGGUGCCUGUGAAGGUAUUCUCCGAAUAAGGGACUAUUAUGAUCUGAAAAUGAAGGAUAUUAUAAGAGGAAACCUCUUUGGCAUUAAAUAUAAUGUUACAAUGAGUGUAGCUGAUUUGUAUGCCAUGGGCCAGCACUUGUUUGAAAAAUUGCAAUUUGUGGAUGCUAUUCCUUUGCUUCAAGAAGUGUGGCAACGAAUUCGAGAGGAUCCUUUGCCCAUGGGUGCACAUCUGAGUAUAGAGGAGUUGGAUGUUAUAAAACUUCUUGCUGAGUCACUUGUCCAAUCCAAACUGUACCCAGAAGCUCUAUCUGUCCUGAAUAAGGGCCUACAGCUCAGCAGUAAAAAUGCCUUCCUUUUACGUGAAAAGGAAGACAUCCUGAGCCUUAAGAAGGAAAACCCAAGCACACCAUCAAAAAAUAGCACAAUUGCUGAUCAAAAGCUUUGGAGUAAUUUAAAAGAAUCUUGCAAAGGAACUUUUAUUAGUCGAAAUAGUCGAUUAAAGUGUUUCUUUAACUCCAGCACUACACCUUUUAUUCGUAUAGCACCCUUUAAAAUGGAGCAAGUCGGAUUGGAUCCAUAUGUGGUACUAUUUCACAAUGUCCUUUCUCCACGAGAAAUAUCAGCACUUAUUAAAAUGUCUGAUCGGAGAUUGGCUCAAGCUAAUACGGUAAAAAAAGAUUCGUUUAAAACGCUGGUUAGAACAGCCAAAGCACUUUGGGUCUAUCAGGGGUAUAGAGAACUCACUAAGCGAAUUUCCAGGCGUAUCCACGAUAUGAGUGGCUUGGAGUUGGCCGAUGCUGAGAUGUUUCAGAUAAUAAAUUAUGGUAUUGGAGGACAUUACGGAAAGCACAUGGAUUAUUUUAACUCAUCAGGUACAUUUUUUACGGGCUACUAUCGUAAUCGGACUAAAAAGUAUUUGGGAGAUCGUAUAGCCACUGUUUUGUUUUAUCUAAGCGAUGUGGAGCAAGGAGGAGCUACAGUUUUUCCAAAAGUAUCAACCUUUCCAGGGUAUACUGUCUACCCCCGAGCUGGAACGGCACUUAUGUGGUAUAACUUACACACGGAUGGCAUAGGUGACAAAACCACCAUGCAUGCCGCAUGUCCGGUCAUCGUAGGCUCCAAAUGGGUGAUGACCCAGUGGAUACGUGAACGUAGUCAAAUCAUUGUCAGACCCUGUCUGGAGCCCUCGCCGUCCCUUACCCCGACAUAAUCAUCGACAAACAAAUUUCCGGGACAUAAUCACUUUGCACUCUUAGCAUAAACCCAACCAGCUCAGCUUAAAUGCCUUUUAAAAUGCCAACACGGAAAAAAUAAAGUGCUGAGUGGUUGAUAGUCCCUGCCCCAGAAGCAAGGUAAACCCAAAGGCCACCGCCAACCGCAUUUUAGCAUACUCCUAGCAUACUACGAGCUCCCUCGUGCCCCAAAAUGCCAGUCUUCUGGUGGCGUCUAGUGUCUGACACCGCGUACGUGAUGUGCAACUUAAUGUUUCAAUUAGAGGUGAAGUGACGCCUCAGCAGGGGCUAUCGUUAUCGCUCCACAGCACUGAAA
Molecule: messenger RNA, 2099 nt
Organism: Drosophila bipectinata
Lineage: Eukaryota; Metazoa; Arthropoda; Insecta; Diptera; Drosophilidae
Product: prolyl 4-hydroxylase subunit alpha-2
Biological process (GO): peptidyl-proline hydroxylation to 4-hydroxy-L-proline
Cellular component (GO): endoplasmic reticulum
Molecular function (GO): procollagen-proline 4-dioxygenase activity; protein binding; iron ion binding
Source: RefSeq, a predicted model, not a curated record